This is a messenger RNA of Rana temporaria (common frog), 1781 nucleotides long. Its product is annotated as zinc finger protein GLIS3-like. The coding region runs from base 1 to 1491 and encodes 496 amino acids. The record is from RefSeq and is a predicted model, not a curated record. The transcript is spliced from 3 exons. Gene Ontology annotation, biological process: regulation of transcription by RNA polymerase II. Gene Ontology annotation, cellular component: nucleus. NCBI's taxonomy places the organism in Eukaryota, Metazoa, Chordata, Amphibia, Anura, Ranidae. Gene Ontology annotation, molecular function: DNA-binding transcription factor activity, RNA polymerase II-specific; RNA polymerase II cis-regulatory region sequence-specific DNA binding.
AUGAGGGUGACCGAACUGAGGCAGAGGCUGGCCCAGGAGCCAGAAGAGAAGUUAGAUCAGGGCUGUGCAGGGGACUCCCUGGAUCAUUGGGUGACAGGGAGUUCUGCCUAUGGGCCACAGAGCAAGACUCAAGGAAAAGGCAGCUGCAACAAUCUCAUGGUCACUAACAGUCCAAUGAUGGUGCAAAGACUGGGCCCAAUAUCCCCUCCAGCAAACCAAGCAGCAACAGCUUGCAAUCAGAUCAGCCCCAGCUUUCAGAGGAAUCUAAACCUCCAGCACUUAGCAAUACCUCCAUCUGAUACCAGGUCCCUAAUGUCAAGAGAAUCUCUUGCUUCGACAACUUUAAGCCUUUCCGAAAGUCAUUCUACAAUGAGCGUGAAACAAGAGUGGUCUCAUGCAUAUAGGAUCAUUCCCUCUAAUCAUGGUUCACAGAACAGUAGUGAGACAGGUGAUAUGCUUAGCAUUCCUCCAGGAACAUCUAUGUCUAAUAAUACUGUUACCAAUCCAUUGCCUUCAUAUUUAUUUGGCUUAGAGAAUAAUUCUUCACCUUAUCCUAGUCCAAGGCAUUCUUCUCCAAGAUCACAUUCAGCUCGAUCAAAGAAAAGAGCUCUUUCGUUGUCCCCUUUGUCUGAUGGUAUAGGAAUAGAUUUUAAUACCAUUAUCCGAACUUCACCAACCUCAUUAGUUGCAUACAUAAAUGGCUCAAGAGCUUCCCCAGCCACUAUGUCACCUCAGCCUGAAGUUUAUGGGCAUUUUUUAGGAGUCAGGGGAAGUUGCAUUCCUCCAACAUAUCCUGGAAUAAACUCUCAGAAAAGUCUUCUCGCCAUCAGUGAUAAUGUAUCCAUUCCUGAAAAUGAAUAUCAGCGAAUGCAGCAGCUGGAACAAAGCAACUUACAAGCUGAUGUUAUGAACAAUAUGGUAGUUCGACAUGGCAUAGGGCUAAAUGAAGGACAGACAAUGGGAAUUUUAAAGAGUGAAAGGAUGGAUGACUUUCCAAGUGGCACAAUUGAAAUGUCGUCACACACUUCCCUUCCCAUAGCAGCUCCUUCUCCUCAUCAUGGCCCACCACCUCCUUAUCAUGCCCAUCAACACAUGCACCAACAUGAAUUGUUAAAUCAAUCCCACCAGCUAUCUCUUCCACCUCCUGCACACGUUCCUCUACUUGAAGAGGAGGGAGAAAUAGAUGAUUUUAAUGGUAAGCACUGUUGCAGGUGGAUUGACUGUAGUGCUCUGUAUGAUCAGCAGGAAGAACUUGUACGACACAUAGAAAAGGUUCAUAUAGAUCAGAGGAAAGGGGAGGACUUUGCUUGUUUUUGGGCAGGCUGUCCCAGAAGAUAUAAACCCUUUAAUGCACGUUAUAAGCUUCUUAUUCACAUGCGAGUCCACUCUGGGGAGAAACCAAACAAGUGCACGGUAAGUACUGAAAACUUUAAUCAGUUUAUGCAAGUCUUGUUUGCAAAUAAUUUUGUUCAUUGCUUUAAAAUAUUCUGACUAUCACAGAUAGCGAAACAUGAUGCACUUUAGGCCAGAAGGCUAGUGUUACUUUGUUAUAACCGGAAGAUAUUCAUACUACACAGUUAUAAGGCUCCUUGGUAAUCUAAAAGAUUCAGUUGCAUUCACUAGAUCUUCCAGGUGUUAAAUGUGCUUAUUGGCAUCAAUAAUGUUUAAUUUAGCUAAGAGACCACACUGGCUCGCUGAGAGGCUGAACAGGGUGUUAGUCCAAGCACCUGGCGGAUCCAGACUUUACAGCCACGAUGAUGCGGAGCCUGGACUGACAUCCG